AUGACUCCGCCCAUCCGUGGUCUGCGAUACCCUUCUGUCAGACCUUUGUUAGAUGGCGAACAUGAGCACAUGGAGUACUUCCAAGUUGUUUGUGCAGGGGAGUUCUCUCUAUUUUUUGAGCUCCCCGCAUGGAAAAACAUCAUCCUCCAGGCCACCCUCGCCGAACCAGCAUUGCAUCAUGCGGCCCUAGCAAUCGGGGCCUUGACCAGCAGCCGUUACCAUCCUGACAUAUGGCAUACACCCCCGGCGAUCGCAUUCUCAAUUCGACAUUAUAAUACAGCCAUCCAGGAUCUCCGCCGUCGGCUUGAUGGAUCUUCCCAAAGUCUAGAGCUUGCCGUCUUAACGAGCGUUGUCUUCAGCUAUAUCGAGUUUCUCCUAGGACUCGAUAGCCGGACGGAGAUGCAUAUCCAGGCUGGAUGUGCCAUACUUGAGAACCUCUACACGAGGCACGAUAGGACACUCGCGGUUUCUACUCAUGCCGGAUCGAACUGCCAGGUUGGCAGUUUAUAUACUAGAUAUCAUCUACUUGCCAGUGCUAUGUUUCAGCUCACUGCUCAAGUCAAUUGCUUAGUGGCAUUUCGGUCGAACAGCAACAAUUGA
Molecule: messenger RNA, 600 nt
Organism: Penicillium canescens
Lineage: Eukaryota; Fungi; Ascomycota; Eurotiomycetes; Eurotiales; Aspergillaceae
Exons: 1
Coding region: 1-600 (199 amino acids)
Source: RefSeq, a predicted model, not a curated record